AUGGCCCAGCACAUUCUACGGCUGGAAAAGUGGAAUCCGGAUGAACUCACUUGGACAGAAUGGUACCAGAAGUUCGAAAACUACAUUGAGAUGACCGGCGUCCCUGAUGACAAGAAGGUCAACCUUCUGCUGGACUCCCUAGGUCCGAAACCAUUCAAGCGCCUGGUGGCCGUAUGCCUUCCGGGUAAACCUAAAGAUUUCCCAUUGGAUCAGCUGCUCGAGAAGUUACGUAUCCGUUACACUUCCUUCACCUUCCGGAAAGUUCAAAUUGCAAAAUUCUUCAAGGUGACCCAGACUUCCAGUGAAACCUUAGAAGACUUUUCGGAAAAGCUCCAAGACGCGACAGCCUACUGCCAGUUCCCGUCCACAGUGCUGGACGAUAACCUCUGCGCGGCCUUCAUCAACGGUCUCCAGAACGAGAGUACCCGCUCUCACCUGAUGACCCAUGACCUUCAAUCGUUCGAAGAAACGUUAGAACGCGCAAAGAAGUACGAAGCGGGCCGGAACGAAGCGAAGCAGUCCGGAUCCCGUGGCGAUGCCGACAAUGAUGUCCACAAGGUACAAGGCAAAAGGGCGUUCCGUCGCACCCCGAAAUCCGGUUACAAAUGCCGCAGUUGUGGUUCCGACAGCCACCAACGCGACGAGUGCAAAUUCCGAAACGCCACAUGCAAUCAAUGUGGGCGUAAAGGUCACAUUGAGAAAGCCUGUGAAUCCCAUGGAACGAAGUAUGUCUCCGUGGAGAAGUCGAACAGUUACUAUGACCUUUCUAUUCUAUAA
This is a messenger RNA of Paramacrobiotus metropolitanus, 777 nucleotides long. RefSeq lists its product as uncharacterized. The transcript has a single exon. Bases 1 to 777 code for a protein of 258 amino acids. Gene Ontology annotation, molecular function: nucleic acid binding; zinc ion binding. The record is from RefSeq and is a predicted model, not a curated record. NCBI's taxonomy places the organism in Eukaryota, Metazoa, Tardigrada, Eutardigrada, Parachela, Macrobiotidae.